This is a messenger RNA of Schistocerca gregaria, 6631 nucleotides long. RefSeq names its product regulator of G-protein signaling loco (gene loco). The record is from RefSeq and is a predicted model, not a curated record. Gene Ontology annotation, molecular function: protein binding; GTPase activator activity. The transcript has 13 exons. Bases 472 to 4875 code for a protein of 1467 amino acids. Gene Ontology annotation, biological process: signal transduction. NCBI's taxonomy places the organism in Eukaryota, Metazoa, Arthropoda, Insecta, Orthoptera, Acrididae.
UGGAAAGCUUUGGUUUCGUGUCAAAUAUUUCUGUACAGAUGGCGGAUGUGGCCUUUUGUUUUUAAUUGCCAUAGUCUGACAAGUUCAAAAUGGCUACAGUUGUAUUAGAUGACACAAGACGUAAAUAUUUCUUUUGUUGACACUGUGCAGUGCAUGGAUGGGAGUGCUGAAGAGGAACAUCAAGAAGGAGAUGAAAGAUCAAGCCAAAUCUGGUUCGUCAGGCUAAGUGUUUGAAAGUCGUUUCAAGUAUGAAUACAAAUCAUGUGUGACAGAUGUAAGUGACUUAACCAUUUAUGCUUUCGUGCUAAGUUCAGAGACUGUAGCGGAAAUUCAACACAGAUAUUUGUAUUACGUGGAAUGUGUGAUGCACGUGCCGGUAUUUCGCAAAUCGGAAGCCCAAAAUAUUCAAAAAUGGGUACGAGAAUUUAAUAUUUCAAAACGCAGUGACAUUUGACAUAACCAGUAUCCAUCAUGCAUCCAAUCAGGCGCCGUAAAAAAAGGCCAAACUACGGAGUGCGAACGGUAGAAGUAUGCAGAGGAAAAAAUGGAUUUGGAUUUACGAUAUCGGGCCAGCAACCAUGUAUUCUCAGCUGCAUAGUCACCGGUAGCCCAGCGGAGAAGGCCGGCCUAAGACCAGGCGAUUAUUUGGUUGCUGUCAACGGUCAGAAUGUAAGCAAGGUUCCACACGACGACGUAGUUCGCCUUAUUGGUGGCUCUUCCGGAAUCUUAAAACUCCAGAUAGCAGAAAAUUAUUAUUCUGACAGCUCGGAUGAAGAUGUCAUUGCACCAGCGAGACCGAAACCCAAAUAUCCGCACAAACCACGCAGUGGUGGUCAACAUCAUCGACCUGUGGCGAUACCUCAGCAGAAUCGUGCAGCCAAAGUUGUUAGAGAUCUACGGACAGGAGCAAUGUUUGAAGAACAUCAACAAUUGGAGGUUGCCGCCAUCCCUUCUAGUGCACUUAUCCGCCCAGUGAGUAAACCUAGUAUUCCUCCACUUCAGCGUUGGGAACCACCUGUCCCAUUCCCAGUACCACCUCCACGUUUAUAUCCUCAUCCACAAGUUGAAAAACCUAGAGAGACAGAGAGAGUCGAGUAUCAGGCUCUUGUCGGGUACCUGGGCACAAUUGAAAUGCCUAAAGAACUCCAGCCUGGAUCCAGACUCCAGGUAGUACGUGGUUGUAUUAGACGACUUCGUGCCGAAAAGCGAGCUCACACGUUAGUGUUGAUGAGUGUGCAUUCUCAUAGUCUUACCCUGAAAAACUGUCAUCAAGCAAUAAUUGCUGAGUAUCCAGCAGAACGUGUUACAUUCUGUGGCUCCAGUUCGGAUGAUGAGCAUCGUUUCUUUGGACUUGUUACAGCUGCAAUUAGAUGUGUGGAUGAUGAAAAUGACAGUGGAGAGACAAUAGCAUCUAGUUCCUGCCAUGUUUUUGCCAUAGAGCUAAGACUCCAUGGCGCACAUUCCGUCCAUGCUGCAAAGGCUGAAGCCUUUAAGCUCAAUUGUAAGACUGACCCAGCAACAGGAUUGUGUAGUGAAUUUCCAUCCUCCUCAGACCCUGUAAUUGCUGCUAUAAAGGUUCUGUACAGUAACAGGUAUGAAAGAGGUAAUGUUGAAAAUGAAGAACCACUGUUAGCAAACUCACCCCAGCCAAGCAAUGCUAGCAGCACUAACACAACAACAUCAAGUAACAGUGAUUCUGGUAUUGGCUUUAGAGAUGAUUGUGGUAAUCAGUCCGAUCGCAUACUCAUGGUUGAUGUGCAGAAUCAACGAUUACAUAUUCAGCAGGUUGGUGAGGUCCAGGUUCCCAAACCACGUGUUUAUGAGCUUGCAGGAAGAGUCAAAGACAAUGCUAAUGCGAGGUUGACUGUGCGUGCAAUGCCAGAUCCAGCUGUGAACAGUGGAGGUGCAAUGGUAGCAAGUAGUCGUAGCCGAUCACCACUUAGCAGUAGUUCUUGUGAUGAUGGUAGUCGUAGAGUAUUUGCAGAACGUGUGCCAAACAUUCCAGCUUACAGUUUUCCUGUUGCGAGAUCAAAUGAUGACAUGAGUGUCAGCAGUGGAACAAACAGGAGUCAAGACCACUUGGCUUUACCAUAUAAGCCUGAACCUUAUGAAACAGUGAGAGACUUUCACCCACAUUUUUCAGAUAAGUUAGAUCCUGAGUGUUACUCUGUGCCUGGUUUCAGUGGUUUAUGUGGAAAAGGUGUAAGAUCAACUGAAGCUAUGAGUAUAAGUAGUGCACAAAGUCAGGAUCCUCUCUUGUCAUAUAAACUAAGCCCAAAAGUAUUUGGACUUCCUAGGCCUGUUACACAUAGCCUUGAAGACCUGAAAGUUCCAGACUCAGCAGGGUUAGAGGACAGUGCAAGUGGGGUAGCUAUACUUUCACCCAAUAGCCAAAGAGGACAGCAAUGGGGCAGUCUGCAGGAACUUCGGAGCUUUGUUGCUAAUUGUUUUGAAGCUUCACCGGUCCCAGAACACUUGCAUUCUGAUCAAGAAUCAACAAGCUUGGAACAAGAAGAGCCUGAGAAAGGCGUUGCAAGUUGGGCAACAGCAUUUGAGAAACUGUUGGAGGAUCCAGCAGGUCUUCAUAAUUUUGCUGAAUUCUUGAAGAAGGAAUUUAGCCAUGAAAAUAUUUACUUCUGGGUGGCAUGUGAAAGGUACCGUGAACUGAAAGAUGAAUCAGAGAGAAAACGAGCAGCAAAGGAGAUAUUUGAGCGGCAUCUGUGUCUUGGAGCCUUAGAACCUGUAAAUGUGGAUUCUCAUGCACGGCAAGUUACUCAGGAUGGGUUGGAACAAGCUCCAGAGACUUUGUUUGUUCAGGCCCAGAAGCAAAUUUUUGACCUUAUGAAGUUUGACAGCUACCCACGUUUCAUCAAGUCUGAGCUUUAUAAGGAGUGUUUGUUGAGACAGCUCUCAGGACAAGAGCUGCCGUAUACUGGUGGUGAAGACCUAGAUUCAGGUUUACAGCUGAAGCCCAAAGGAGAGGGCGAUGGUUCACCAAGCGGAACACGCACCAAGUUGAAGAAGAGCCGCAGUGAUGCAGAAGAUCGGCGGCGUAAAUCAUUGUUGCCAUGGCAUCGCAAGAAUCGUUCAAAAUCGAAAGAUCGAGGAGAAUCUGAAUACAACAAGAUGAGAAUGAUAAAUCAACAGAGGGAGACAGAAGAUGCUGUUUCUGUGCGAAGUGAUGUUACGAGCAGUAGAUCGUCCCUAGCUUCGUGGGAUCUUGCACUUAGAGGCUCAUUUAGCAGACAGUCUGUAACAUCAGGAGAACUAGGAGAGCGUGAAACAUGUACUUUAUGUCGUGUGAUUCUUGCUGAUGGAGCAACAACAGUUGUCCAGACAAGAAAGCAUGAAAAUGUGAAAGAUAUGGUUAAGAGGCUCUUGGAUAAAAGAGGCCUUCAUUACUCAUCCUUUGAGGUGUAUGUUGGAAAUUCAACGAAGCCUGUACCAUUGGAUGAAGAAUCAUCUGUUCUUGGUGGAAAAGAAGUCCAAGUAGAACAGAAGGUUUCAUUCCGACUCGAUCUACCCAACAGAAAAACAGUGGGUGUGAAAGCCAAAUCUUCAAAAUCUCUUGGUGAAGUUCUAAGGCCAAUUCUGCAUAAAUAUGGCUACAAUGUGGAACUUGUUACACUCUGUCUCAUGAGUGAAAAUGAAGUGCUAGAAUUAAAUUUACCAGUAUUAGCAGUUGACAACCAACGACUGCAAGUUCUGACAAGAAGUGCUGAAGUGUGGAAGAAUGAUGCAGUCCACAAAACAAAAUCAGGUCCAACAUUGGAUGAAAUAACGAACAGGGUUUUUGAGGAAUUGCUGCAAGGGAAAGCUGAGGGCAGGACAACACCUGACCAGGGAUCUGUUAGGUCAGAAGAUUGGGGUUCUGAACAUUCAUCAGGAAUAUUUGGCCGCUUCUUAAGAAGAGAUUCAGGAUUACUGGAGAAAUCUAGGGAUGCACGUGGGAAAAGCAAGAAAAGUGGCAUGAACAAGCAGGAAGAGCCUGAGAGUAAAUCAUCAGUUGUCACUCGUGCACCUCUUAUUGCGAAAUGGAAAGUUGGUGUCAAGUUGCAGGGCCGAUCUGAAAGUGAUGAGUUGUAUGAAGGUUUGAAGAGAGCACAGAGAAGUCGGCUAGAAGAUCAAAGAGGAACAGAAAUAAACUUCGAGCUUCCUGACUUUCUGAAAGAUAAGGAAAAUGCCCCACAGACUGGGAAGAAACUUCGAAAAUUUAGGCGGAGUGAGGACCCAAGCCAAACAAAAUUUUAUGAUUCUACAGAAGUGUCGACAACACAGGCAGUUGGGGGUAGCCAUGAAAGUUUGCUGCUUGAACCAAACACUAAAAACCCCCUGAACAUUGAUAAAGAUUCAAGCACAGGCUUGGUUCCACACUUCUUAGACAGCAGUUUUAGUGCUGACAGUGUUGUUCCCAGCCCUAGGCAGGCAGAAGAAUACUUUUUAGGUCGAUCUGCUGGAAUUAUGGAGUUCAGUGGGUGCAAAUUGACAAGAAGUGAGAAAAUUGCUGUCAGUGGAACUGAUAAGAACAGCGAGGCAGUAAACAGAAACUCUUCACCCGAUAACACACUGGUGGAAGCAGAUCUUGGAGAUGUGACUCUUACAUGUGAUUCAACAGAUGAGAACAGUAAUACUGCAUCUGUAACAACACGGUCACGGCAAUUAAGUGAUCCACCACCUUUGCCUCCAAAACCUAAGCAUUUACCUUCAAAAGCUUCUUUAUGGGGAGUAAGCAAUAUCCCUCCAUUUCGAGCAUCAACAGAUGCUCCAAAUCCAUGUGCAAGGCUUGUUCGUCCUAAUGAUGUAAAAAGAGAUGCUAAAAUAUGUCGAAGUCGAAGGGCAGUAUAUCUUGAUCAACCAAGCAGCAGCUUUGUGUGAUAUUUGUAAAUAUGUAUUCGUAGUAUAUGAAAUGUAUGGUGCAGAAGAAAGUUCUGUUUCACUUAAUUUUAAAAUGAAUGUUUAUACCUUCAAGUACAAACUUCAACCAAACUUUACACAACUGGGCAACAUUUUGUAAUUGUAUUGCAAAUGGCUAUUGUCAUCAAUUAAUCCUUUCCUCUUCCCUCUAUACUGGAAACCUUAUAAUAUUACAAUCACAUUUCAGGGAUUACAGCAUUUAAUCACCUUAAAAAUCAAGUCACAAAUGACUGAAAGUGCACAUUGAAAAGAGGUGGAUUAUACUGUAGUGUCCAAAUUAAUACUACUACCUUUUAAAUGUUGUUCCCCCUGAUUUGGUCUUUAGGAACAUUCUGUCUAAUAUGCUCUGUUACUGUGCAUACUUCAGUUUCCAUUAGUAUUGCAACCUGAAGAGUGGAAAGGAAACAUUUAUGUGCAAUACAGAUGUUAAAACCAAGGAAAAUAUUAAUAAAUAAUUUUGUAAUGUGGCUUCAGAAUGAAAUUGAUAUUAAAGUUUUAAUAUAAUGUAAAAUUGCCAUUUAUAUAGUUUUUUGUGUUUUGAAAUGUACAUUUUGUCAAAUAUUUGAGUUUUUGUUCUGUAUAGCAGCAGUAGUUACUGCUUUUUAGUAAAGUAGAGCCUUUAACUAAUUCCAAUAUGUUGUUAAAUUUUCUGUUGUACCAGAGUUUAUUGUUAAUUUUCUAUAUCUUGUUAUUCAUGUGAGGCGUAUAAUGGAUGCACAUUAACUUCUCAAUCAAUCAUUCUGUUAAAUCUUUUCAUGUGAUAACUGAAGCUUCCUGUACAUUUUUUAUUACUAUUAUUUACAUUCCGGUGGUUCAGUAUUCAAGAAAUCUAUGUAAGUGACAGUAUUUUAUGAUAGUUAUUUUGGGUAAUGUGGUAACUAAAUAAUUCUAACUGUUGUUGCUGAAUUUUUUGCUGUUUGUAGGUUAUUGACAGCUUUUUGUUCAGAUACAGUAUUGAAAGUGAAAUAUCAUUUUAAAAAUGAAACAUUUUAAAGUGUUAUUAGGGGUGUGUGUGUGUGUGUGUGUGUGUGUGUGUGUGUGUGUGUGUGUGUGUUUGGAAAUAUGUUAAAUGUUAUACUGAAAUUUCAACAUUAUGUACAGAUUGUAAAUUUUCAUCUUGCAUAAUUAUGCAAAGAACAUUUCUCAUUUUUAUGUAUUUUUAAAAUAAUCAUCAACCAUUUUCUUCAUACUCAGAGAAAAAUUAUGUCUCUUUCUUUUCUGCUGCACAAAAGAACUGAAAUAUAAAUGAUUCAUGAAAUUUAAUGCGAACAAGAUGGAGUAGAAAGUGGCAAACAAUUUAAGCCAAUUGUUAUUCCAUAAUUUAAAUUGUCAAGUUGUUUGGUAUAAUACUGCUACAGUUGUGUAAGUUACAUUUUACAGAAGAAAGAAGACUGUAAUGUAUAAAUUGUUGCUCACAACUUGGGAGAUUUUUGUGAAUAUUUCCAGAUAGCCAGUACUUUCAGUUGUGUUCCAUCUUUGUCUUUGACUCAUCCCAAGAGUAGAUGGAUGAUACACAUCUGAAAUAUCUGUCCUCCAAGUACUGGAAUACAUGGCAGUAUUCCAAAAAUCUCAUUGAAUACUCAAGACACACUGGAAACUUAAAUAAUCAUAUGACCAGCUCUGUGCUGCUACAGUGGAGUACUGUAAAAUAAGAAUGACAAAAUUUGAUAAUAUUGCAUCACAUACUGCGCACAAAAUAAAAAUGAUUAUCAUGAAA